This is a messenger RNA of Gadus morhua (Atlantic cod), 2249 nucleotides long. RefSeq names its product liver carboxylesterase 2. The record is from RefSeq and is a predicted model, not a curated record. The transcript is spliced from 14 exons. Lineage: Eukaryota; Metazoa; Chordata; Actinopteri; Gadiformes; Gadidae. Bases 211 to 1896 code for a protein of 561 amino acids.
ACUUGUGAUUUCGCCUCGUAGGACGUCACAAUAAAUGGAUGUUGUCUGAUCAGCGGACAUUGACCGAUGGGCCGCUGACACCGCUAAUCAAAGAGAUCGUCUGUCCUUGAGUGGAGUAAAUUGUGCAACUGAUCCUUCGCUGUCAGUCGCCUGGGAACCCACUGAGAACCUCAGACCAGACCCCCCAGAGAGAAGGAUCCUGCAAGCUGCAUGAUGGUGCUCUGUGUUAACGCAGUGACAGUCGCGCUCUCGUGCGCGUUGUUUUGUCUUUCUGCGUGUGCAGAAACUCAAGGGCCCGUGGUGAAGGCGACGCUGGGGGCCCUGAGGGGCCGGUACGUCGGGGUCAAAGGUCAGGAGGCCGACGUCCAGGCCUUCAUGGGCGUCCCCUUCGCCAAGCCCCCCGUGGGCCCGCUGAGGUUCAGCGCCCCCCAGCCCGCGGACGGGUGGGAGGGCGUGAGGGAGGCCACCAAGGAGCCCGACAUGUGCCUUCAGAGCAAAGAACUCCUGGAAGGCCUGAUGACGUUCCUCUCCAUGAAGGUGGAGCUCCCGGACGUGUCUGAGGACUGCCUCUACCUCAACGUCUUCGCUCCCUCGCACGCCGCCCCGGGCUCAGACCUGCCGGUGAUGGUGUGGAUCCAUGGCGGGGGCUUCACCAGCGGCGCGGCCACAAUCUACGACGGCUCGGCACUGGCGGCCUACCAGGACGUGGUGGUGGUUGUCCUCCAGUACCGCCUGGGGCUGCUGGGCUUCCUCAGCACCGGAGACGGGGCCGUCCCCGGGAACCUGGGCCUGCUGGACCAGGUGGAGGCGCUGCGCUGGGUCCAGCAGAACAUCCGGGCCUUCGGAGGAGACCCCGGCCUGGUCACCAUCUUCGGGGAGUCCGCGGGGGGCAUCAGCGUCUCGCUGCUGACGAUCUCUCCGAUGUCCGCCGGGCUGUUCAAGCACGCCAUCGCACAGAGUGGCACCGCGGCGUUGAAAAACCUGGUGUCCGACCAAUCACCGCUAAUGACCCAGAUGGUAGCCAAUAAAUUAGGCUGUGACGCCAGCCCUGAGACGAUUACCAGAUGUUUGAAGAACAUGGACUCCAAUGCAUUCCUGGCUCUAAUGACUGACCCGACGCUGAGGUUCCCGGUGACUGUGGAUGGACUCUUCCUGACAGACAAAGUGAACAAGAUCUACCGGGACCACCAGAUCCUCCCGAUCCCCUUCAUGAUGGGGAUCAACAACGAUGAGGGCGGCUGGCUGCUGCCUUCUAUGUUUUGCCCCCCGAACUGGACCGAGGGGAUGGACAGAGAGCAGACCAUGGCCAUACUGGGAGUGUUCCACCCAGAGCCCAAAGAUAAACCCCUACUGGACAUUUUGGAGGAGGAAUACUUAGGAACAACUGAGGAUCGGAAUGAAAUCCGAAAGGGUUUCACCAAGCUGCUAGGAGACAUGAUUUUCACCGUCCCAGGCAUCACCACAGCCAAAGCCCACAGAGAUGCUGGGGCCCCAGUCUACCUGUACCAGUACCAUCAUGCCCCCCAGUUCCUCAAGGAGAAGCGGCCCAGCUUCGUGGGUGCCGACCACGGGGAUGAGAUCUUCCUGGUGAUGGGAUUCUGCUUCACCACCACCCACGACCAGCUGACCGGUGCCUGCACAGCAGAGGAGCUGCAGCUGUCCAAACUGCUGAUGUCCUACUGGGGGAACUUCGCCCGCACAGGGAGUCCUGGCGGCCCCGAUCUGGUCCCCUGGCCGCAGUACGGGCCCCAGGAGAACUACCUGUCCAUCGACAUGAAGCAGGAGGUGCAGCAGCACCUGGCCAGCGACGUGUACGCCUUCUUCACCAAAACCAUCCCGGAGAAGCUGAGCGCCGCCCAGAAGAAGAACGGCCAAUCGGGGCACCCGGAGCUGUAGCCACGGCAACGCGACCGCAUCACCAGGAAGUGGUGACCAUGCAUCUCUGGGAUUAAUAAUGUGCCUUAUUGAGCUGUUUAUGUUGAUUAUUGUGUUAUUGUGCACAUUGUUAACAUGGAUUCUUCAAAAGGAAACAUUCGAAAAACUUUGAUUACAAAAAAAUCACAAGCAUAUCACAGUUCGGAGAGAACACUAUGAAAAUCAAUUUAACGAAGGGACAAAAUAAUCAAGUAGUGCGAGUUAUCUUGAGUUCAAAUGUACCUCUCCGUUCAAUAUGGUUCUGUGAGCCGGAUUGUUUUAUUUCUUGGACUGAAUGUUGGAAGUUAGAUCAGAUGAAGUUUGAAUGAAUGAAU